GUGGGCUUGUAGGUCCAAUGGGUGAACUACAUUUCCCGUGGGCCCUAUGCCCCGCUGGCCCACAGAGAUAUGUGCGCUUAGCCUCCUGGGAAUAGUAGUUUUGGCCGCGUGGAUGUGGGUAUGGCCUGAAUUGCCGGGAACUCUCCUUCCCAGCGACCUGUUUGGCAGGGCGGGGCGCCUCGCGAAGAUGGUGGCGCGCGCGGCGUGUGGCUUCUGUUGUUCGGCCAAGUCUCAGCGCGGCGCACUGGCUGGUGUCUCGCUGGCCUGGAGCCCCCCCCGCCGGGUCCCUGACCCUCUUCCCCCUGCGCUCCCUGCGCUCAGUUCCCGGCAUGCCUCGCGCCCGUAAGGGCCAUGCGCCCCGCAAGGGCAGCCGUCGCCGUGGAGGAGGUGUCCAGAGCAGUGCCAAAGCUGACUCAGGUUCCAGUGAGGAUGAGGCAGCCAGUGAGGCCCGUAGCAUCACCAGUGAAUGCCCUAGCCUUCUCAGUACCACUGCAGAGGACAGCCUUGGGGGGGAUGUCGUGGAUGAGCAGGGCCAGCAAGAAGACCUCGAGGAAAAGCUGAAGGAGUAUGUGGACUGCCUCACAGACAAGAGUGCCAAGACCCGGCAAGGUGCUCUGGAGAGCUUGCGCCUGGCCCUGGCAUCCCACCUAGUCCCGGACUUCUUGCUAGAGCGCCUUCUCACACUGGCUGAUGCCCUGGAAAAGUGCCUGAAGAAAGGGAAGGGUGAGGAACAGGCCCUGGCUGCUGCCAUCCUAGGCCUGGUCUGUGUACAGCUGGGCCCUGGACCCAAAGGUGAAGAGGUAUUCCACAGCCUGCAGCCUCUGCUAGUCUCUGUACUCAGUGACAGCACAGCUACCCCUGCUGCCCGGCUCCAUUGUGCUUCUGCUCUUGGCUUGAGCUGCUACGUGGCUGCCACUGACAUCCAGGACCUGGUCUCUUGUCUUACCUGCUUAGAAAGUGUUUUUAGCCGGUCCCGUGUUGGCUCCACAGUCCCAGUGGUACCUACCAGUUUGCAUGGCUUGCUCUGUGCUGCCCUGCAGGCGUGGGCAUUGCUGCUUACCAUUUGCCCCAGCACCCACAUCAGCCACAUUCUUGACAGGCAGCUGCCCCAGCUGCCCCAGCUCUUAUCCAGUGAAAGUGUGAACCUGCGAAUCGCUGCUGGUGAAACUAUCGCACUGCUCUUUGAGCUCGCCCGCGACCUUGAGGAGGACUUUGUUUAUGAGGACAUGGAGGCUCUUUGCAGUACCCUGCGCACUUUGGCCACUGAUAGCAACAAGUACCGUGCUAAGGCUGACCGCCGGCGCCAGCGCUCUACUUUCCGAGCUGUGCUGCACUAUGUUGAGGGUGGUGAGUGCGAGGAAGAGACAGUCCGCUUUGGGCUUGAGGUGCUCUACAUGGACAGCUGGGCUCGGCAUCGGAUCUAUGCUGCCUUCAAGGAAGUGCUGGGUUCGGGCAUGCGCCACCACCUCCAGAAUAAUGAGCUGCUCCGUGACAUCUUUGGCCUGGGUCCAGUGCUGGUGUUAGAUGCUGCUGCACUGAAGGCCUGCAAAAUUCCACGAUUUGAGAAGCACCUGUACAAUGCUGCUGCCUUCAAAGCCCGGACCAAGGCUCGAAGCCGUGUGCGGGACAAGCGGGCAGACCUCCUGUAAAGCAGGACUAGCUAAAGAGAAGAUUAGCCACACCCUUGCCCAUAUUUUUAACAGAAGACAGUGCAACACUUGGUCUUUGCCAGUAAUUGUCACUUUAUUUUUUUAAUACCCAAACCAAAAACAGAUAUGGAGUGGGUGCCGGGGCCCGGACACUUGGGACCCUGGCCUUUUGUCCCUGCGUUGAGCCCUGUGGCCUCUUCUGUCCUGUCUUAGGCCAGGCCAAAUGUGUCUCGGGGUUGUGGGGCAGACAGUAGGGGGACUGUCCCUUCCUCUUCUUUCUCAGGCCUUGCUCCCCUGGAAUGACCCACUUUCUUGGGAGAGAUGACAUCUAGACAAAUGCUACCACAGCAGGUGGGGAGGCAAAGCUACCUGGAAUGGAUUUGUGUGCUGAUUUUUAACUAGAGAUAAUUAAACAGAAUGCUCAGGCUUCUGUGUUUUU
Molecule: messenger RNA, 2088 nt
Organism: Otolemur garnettii (small-eared galago)
Lineage: Eukaryota; Metazoa; Chordata; Mammalia; Primates; Galagidae
Gene: IFRD2
Product: interferon related developmental regulator 2
Exons: 12
Coding region: 330-1649 (439 amino acids)
Source: RefSeq, a predicted model, not a curated record